UUUUGUCAGGGCCCAAUAACUAAUGUUCAUAAAGCUGGUAGUGUAAUGUAUGGCAUUAUGGAUCAGGGAACAUCUUCUGGAAACCUUGAUGCAACAUCAUCAGGAAUUACCCCAAAUGAAGCGACUGGAACAAUUCAAGACAUAAUCCAAGAUUCGCUCGCAAAGUCGAAUUUGCAGUCAACAUCAGGUCGUCCUAAAAACCAGCUUCGUCGCAGUCUAAGCUGCCCGUCCAACUUCACUCAAAUCUGCCAGGAAUGCUCCGGAUUAUGCGUUUGCCCGACGCUUCAUUAUUUAACAAAGAAUGAUGUUAAGAAUCUACGUCGCAGUAAGACAGUCCGACAAACCAAAAUAAGUCUGCCUAGUGGGGAACGAAUACACUUUCAUAAGCGAGCAUUUCCAAAUUUGCCCAAAACAUCAGAGAGUACACAUUUUAUGAAUCUAGUUCUUCUUGACUUCGAACCGAGGGUCGUUAACGAUCGGAAAGUCCUGGAAGAUUUAACCGAAUAUACAGAAUGUCAAGUGUGUUAUAUUAAGUACAGACGGAUACGCCAGCGGGAAUGUUGUGGGAUGCCAGUGUGUGAAGUUUGCAUCCAGACGUACAUCAGAGAGAAGGUAAACCGUCGCGUUGUCAUCGUCCGCUGCUUGAAUCCCGCUUGUCACUGCUUCAUCUUCAAGGAGGAGAUCUUACAUCACUUAAGUUCGGAGCUGUUUGAGAAGUUUUUGCGCUUCUUGGCGGAGGAUAACAGCGAUCCGAGUCAGAAGACGUGUCCGCAGUGUAAUCGCAUUGCACACUUUGAUAAUGACGUGACAAUCAGGUCGAGUGCACAAAGAUCCACACCUGAUGAUCAAGAGGUAGCUUGCCCCUGUGGGUUAUUGUGGUGUUAUCGAUGCCAAGCUCCAUGGCACCACAACAUGACCUGCCAAGAGUACAUCAAAGGUGACCUCUUAUUCAAGGAAUGGGCUAAAGAUCACAUUAGAGGUCAAGCUAAUGCCAAGAGAUGUCCGAAGUGUAAGGUGUACAUACAGCGUAGUUCUGGGUGUGAUACGAUGACAUGCAGCAGAUGCCAGACACUAUUUUGUUAUCGUUGUGGAGGUCGUUACUAUAGCAGCAAAUACUUCGGCAACCACUUCUCCCGUUUGAGCGUGUUUGGCUGCAAGUAUCGCUACCGACCUAACGAGCCAAUCAAACGCAGAAUGAUAAGGGGAGUUAUUUUUGGAUGUCAACUUCUUGCUGCACCAAUAUGGCUGGCAGUAGUCGUUGGUUUAGGAGGUGUUCUCCUGAUUGCAAUCGGACCAGCCUACGCUGUUUACCGAUUCUGCCGCUACUUCAAGCACAAACGAUGCAAGCUUCGCUAUCAACAACGCCAAUUGGAGAAUGCCUUACAACUGCGACUAGUUGAGGAAAAUACAGGGUUUCGUACCGGACGUUCCGCGUCUAAAACACUGACACCAAGACCAGCCACACUCAUAGACCUGCCACCAUCUCCAUGGCAACCGUACUGAGAUUAAAGUCGCAAGCCUCAACAUUUAAAAUGAUCGACCUCAAUGUUUAAAAUAGAAGCGUAACUAGUGAUAAAGAUUUUAGAGCGUCAAAAGUGCAAGAUGGGAAACUCUGGCUGAAAUGUGGGUUGUGAACUGGACACCAUUUCAGCAAGCAACUCUUUCGAUGCAACAAUAGAUCAGUGAUUGAGGGCCAAAUUUCAUAAAGCCAAGCACAAAAACUUGCUAUAAGCACAGGAAAAUCUUGCUUAGCAAAACAAGUU
Molecule: messenger RNA, 1763 nt
Organism: Asterias rubens (European starfish)
Lineage: Eukaryota; Metazoa; Echinodermata; Asteroidea; Forcipulatida; Asteriidae
Product: probable E3 ubiquitin-protein ligase RNF217
Exons: 6
Coding region: 46-1503 (485 amino acids)
Biological process (GO): ubiquitin-dependent protein catabolic process; protein polyubiquitination; positive regulation of proteasomal ubiquitin-dependent protein catabolic process
Cellular component (GO): cytoplasm; ubiquitin ligase complex
Molecular function (GO): ubiquitin protein ligase activity; zinc ion binding; ubiquitin conjugating enzyme binding
Source: RefSeq, a predicted model, not a curated record